AUGUCUUCCUUUGUGGCACUCGACCACUUCACCGUCGCUACAUUGACGGCAAUCUCGGCUGAUGAAAAGCCCACCUAUAACACCCUCAAGAUCAUCCACCAAGAGUUGAAUGCCAAUGCCAUGGCCAUUCCUUCCACUCUUGGCGGAGGCAACUACGGCCAUCUCGCCCUAGUCAUUCCCCCUGCAGCAUUUACUGCACUCCCCAAUGCCGUCCCAUGGGUCACACCAGUCCACCCAGGGCCAAAUCCCAUCCAUGGCGAUGCACCCACCAGUGCACAAAUCACUGAAACCAACCGCUUGUACGCAUCCAACGAAAAAACAUUUUUAACCUACCGAGCAACAGAAACGGCACUCCAAAAGCAACUCCUACAGGCAAUCCCCGACACAUUCAUCAAGUCAUUGAAGCACGAAAUGUACGGAUACGCCCAGGUGACAGCAUUGACCAUCCUAACCCACUUGGAUGCCACAUAUGGCAAAGUCAAUGCCGAUGACUUGGAAGACAACAUGAACAGAAUGCAUGCCGAAUGGAGCCCCAUCCAACCAAUUGAAGACCUCUACAACCAGCUCAAAGAUGCCCAGAAAUUUGCAGCAGAUCACGACAUUAUCUCAGACAAAAUGGCAGUCAGAGCAGCCAUCAAAAACCUCUCCAACAGUGGAGUUUUCACCGAUGCAAUCAAGGAUUGGAGGAAGCUAGAUGACGCCGAGCAAACCUUCCCCAAGCUCGAAUCCCACUUCACGGCCGCUGACAAGGAAAGGCGCCGCAUCCUCACACCCAAAGAAGUGGGCUACGCGAACAAAGCUGUGGAAAAGCACAGCAACGAAAAAGGACACAAAAUCACUUUGGAUAACGGAGCACCAAUGUAUUAUUGUUGGUCGCACGGACUUGGAACGAACAGCAGCCACACCAGCAAGAACUGCACCAAGAAAGCACCAGGACACAUGGUCGAAGCCAAUGGCAACGACAUGCUAGGAGGAUGCUGCAUCAUCCGUCGCAAAGCAGGAGAGCGAGCUGUCUACAGACGCCCUCAACGCGAAAACGAAGAGAACCAACAGCCCCCAGCGACUCGCUGA
Seminavis robusta is the source of this 1071-nucleotide messenger RNA. The record is from the annotation of a GenBank genome assembly. Lineage: Eukaryota; Bacillariophyta; Bacillariophyceae; Naviculales; Naviculaceae.